Molecule: messenger RNA, 2104 nt
Organism: Falco peregrinus (peregrine falcon)
Lineage: Eukaryota; Metazoa; Chordata; Aves; Falconiformes; Falconidae
Gene: ZNF410
Product: zinc finger protein 410
Exons: 10
Coding region: 323-1660 (445 amino acids)
Biological process (GO): regulation of transcription by RNA polymerase II
Cellular component (GO): transcription regulator complex; PcG protein complex
Molecular function (GO): RNA polymerase II cis-regulatory region sequence-specific DNA binding; DNA-binding transcription factor activity, RNA polymerase II-specific
Source: RefSeq, a predicted model, not a curated record
CGGUAAGAGCCGGGGAGAGGGGCCCGGCCCCGCGGAGCCCCGGCGACGGGCGGAAGUGGCGCUCACCAUAGCGCCGGCGGGAGCGCGCCGCCCCCCCCGCCUCUGGCAUUUCCGGCCGGGCGGCCGUCACAUCCGGGCGGCGGAGAUGCCGGUUAAACUGAAUAUUUGUGCAACACAGCUUCUUGCAGAAGGACCACCGUGCUGUUUUACACUUAGGAAAAUAUGAGAAUAAGCAGGGAGAGUUGUUCUCUCUGAACUAAAACAAACAAACCCCCCCCCGUGCCUUGCUGAGGACAGCUGCAGGAAUCGGACACUUGAAUCAAUGUUAUCGGAUGAGUUAGAAUCCAAACCUGAGCUGCUGGUUCAGUUUGUUCAGAAUACAUCUAUUCCACUGGGGCAAGGGCUGGUGGAAUCGGAACCAAAAGACAUCACCUGUCUUUCUCUCCUUCCUGUGACUGAGACCUCAGAAUGCAACAGACUCAUGUUGCCAGAUGAUGAAAGAGAUCUCACUUCUCCAAGUCACACUAACUCUUCCAAAGAUGUUUCUUCAUCUGCUGUCUUGAGAAGUCUCCAGGUAAAUGUGGGCCCUGAUGGAGAGGAAACAAGGGCACAGAAUGUACAGAAACCAUCUGAACUUCUGUCAACUCCAGAGACUUCCAGUUUAUUGCAAGACCUCCAGCCCGGUGACAGCACUUCAUUUAUUCUUCUCAACCUAACAAGAGCAGGGCUGGGGUCUCCAGCAGAGCACUUGGUGUUUGUUCAAGAUGAAGCAGAAGAUUCUGGAAAUGACUUUCUCUCUCACGAUAGCACAGACAGCAGUACCCCAUGGUUCCUACGAGUGCAAGAAUUGGCCCAUGACAGUUUAAUUGCUGCCACUCGGGCACAGCUUGCUAAGAAUGCCAAAGCAAGCAAUAAUGGUGAAAAUGUUCAUCUUUGCUCAGGAGAUGGGCAGCCGAAAGACUCUAGCCCCAUUCCUCAUUUAUCUCGUGUGGAAAGGAAGCUGAAGUGCACAGUUGAGGGCUGCGAUCGGACAUUUGUGUGGCCAGCUCACUUCAAGUAUCAUCUGAAAACACACCGGAAUGACCGCUCCUUCACCUGCCCAGCAGAAGGUUGUGGAAAAAGUUUCUACGUCUUGCAGAGGCUGAAGGUGCACAUGAGAACUCACAACGGUGAAAAACCUUUUGUGUGCACAGAGCUGGGCUGCGGGAAACAGUUCACAACAGCUGGAAAUCUGAAGAACCACCUACGAAUUCACACCGGGGAAAAACCCUUUCUGUGUGAGGCACAGGGAUGUGGUCGCUCCUUUGCCGAAUACUCCAGCCUUCGGAAACAUUUGGUUGUCCACUCGGGAGUGAAGCCCCAUCAGUGCCAAAUUUGUGGGAAGACAUUUUCCCAGAGUGGUAGCAGAAAUGUGCAUAUGAGGAAACACCACUCCCGAAUUGGAGCGGCUGGCAGCAGAGAGCGAGAGCAGCCAGAGUCGCUGAUGGGCAGCAGUUUGCUGGAAGAAUCUACAGUGCAUAGUAAGAACCUCAUCUCCAUGAACUCUCAGCCCAGCCUUGGUGUUGAGUCGCUGCACCUGCCGGACACCGAGUCUAUCAUUGGAGUAGAGGAGGGCGAGACCAGCUGCUCUUUUUUCCGCCCUCUUAUAUGCGGUGACUGAAGUGGGAUCGCUCGUUCCUCCCAGAGGCUCGCCAUGUCGCAGUGGGAUGAGUGAACACUGCUUUAUCGGUGCACGGAGCCGGUGGGUAGGUGGAGAACGAAUCCUAAAACUGGAGCUGGAGAAGACCUACCGGACCAAGUUUCUCUCUUGCAGCGCUUAAAAGGUGAAGUCUGCUGCUUAGGUGUCAUUUAGCCCAUGUCGUGGAACGCCAUGUUAAAACUGUUUAUGCAGUCCAUUCUCCUAAAGCCUAAAGUGUUUGUUUUGCUGGAGCACUGGGAGCCCCAGUUAAGGACCAGGACCUCAUUGUGCUAGGCACCAACAUCCAGUAUCUUGAGCAACAGGCCUUCCUCCCAUCCUUGACCUUCAGAGACUAUAUUCUAAUACAUCUCACUGUCAGAAGCUGACUUACUAUCUGAAAUAAAUGUACUACUUGAUAUCAUUUAA